AUGGCUUAAAUUUUUGCAGCUUAUUUAUUUAGCAAUAUUGAGGAGUCACUUAAUCAACACCCUUUGAAGACUACUGUUGCCAAAACAGUGAGGACUAAGAUCAUUGAAACUUAUCCUCAAAUUGAAGAAUAUAUGGAAUAAAUCUGGUCUAAAAAGGCAAAAGUUUUCCAAAGCAAAAUCAAGGGUGAAUCUCAUGUGACACUUUACUUGAUUGAUGAUAAAAUAUGCUUUAUUGAAUUGAGAGAUCAGCCAAUCAUGCCAACUCUGAGAAUUCUACACUAAUACCCAUUUAUGAUGCCUCAUAUGUAAUGUGAUAAGGGAGCAAUUAAGCAUAUAUUCAGUGGAAGUAAUGUUAUGGCCCCAGGCUUAACAUCACCUGGAGGAAGAAUGGAUGAUGUAGAAGUUGGUGAAGUAGUAGCUAUUAUGGCUGAAGAUAAAGAACACGCCAUGGGUGUUGGUAUCACAUGCAUGAGCACUGAGGAAAUCUUAACUGAAAAUAAAGGUAUCGCUAUCGAGUUAAUUCAAUUCAUGAAUGAUGGUCUGUGGAAACUUACUAAGCCAAAGUUGUGA
Molecule: messenger RNA, 570 nt
Organism: Stylonychia lemnae
Lineage: Eukaryota; Ciliophora; Spirotrichea; Sporadotrichida; Oxytrichidae
Source: the annotation of a GenBank genome assembly